Colletotrichum acutatum is the source of this 2094-nucleotide messenger RNA. RefSeq names its product alpha-L-rhamnosidase. Gene Ontology annotation, biological process: carbohydrate metabolic process. The record is from RefSeq and is a predicted model, not a curated record. The transcript has a single exon. The coding region runs from base 1 to 2094 and encodes 697 amino acids. Lineage: Eukaryota; Fungi; Ascomycota; Sordariomycetes; Glomerellales; Glomerellaceae.
AUGAUAUCACGUCUCAUCCGCCUCGCCGUUCUCCUCUCCUCAUCCGUGCUCCUUGUCUCGACAGCUAGCACCACGGGUCCGGACCCAACUCGGCCAUGGGAAGCCUACAUCAACAGCCCCUCCACCCGGACGGUCCUCCCUCAACGGAUCCACGCCGUCUCCGGGCCUGCGGACGUGACGACCUCCGCUGAUGAUGGUAGCUUCAUUCUCACUCUCCAGCCGGGAGGCCAAGUCUCCCUGGACUUUGGCUACGUUGGUGGUCUGCUCUCCAUGAUGGCAGAGUCCAGUGACGUAUCGUCGUCAUCUAGCAAUUCAUCAGAGCCGCACUUCUCCCUUGCCUUCGCCGAGUCCCCCUCCUUCGUCCGUGAGAUCUCAGACGACACAGGCGCAAUACCAACCCAAGACUACGACAAGGCCCUCAACGUCACGAUCACCGCUUCCUCCUCAUCAACCCCCUACGCAUACAUCAUGCCCAAGGAACGCUUCCGUGGCGGCUUCAAAUACCUAACCCUCCACGCCUUCCGCCCCGUCGCCAUCACCUCAAUCAUCUGCCACCUAGCCUACUCCCCCUCCCAGCCAAACCCAGCUCUCUGGGCAGGCCACUUCCACACACCCAACGACGACCUUCUAACCCGCAUCUGGCACGCCGGCGUCUUCACAGCCCAAACCAACAUCGCGCCUCCCAACACAUCCCGCUGGUUACCUCAAGUCAAACCGGGCUGGGCCUACAACGCGACCCUCGGCGUCGAGGGCCCCAUGCUUCUCGACGGCGCGAAGCGAGACCGGGCAGUCUGGCCGGGCGACUUGGGCAUCGCGGGCACGACGGCGUACCUAGGUCUCGGUGACGCCGGGUUGGAAUCGGUGUUCUUUGCUCUGGAGACCAUGUUCCUUUACCAGAAUGCCUCGACGGGGCAAUUGCCCUUCGCGGGCCCGACGACUGGGUCUUGGAGACGGGGCGCGAAGAGUGAUACGUAUCAUGCCUGGACGUUGAUCGCUUGCUUCAACUACGCGAUUUUCACUCGCGACGAAGCGUGGCUUACUGGCAGGUGGGGGAACAUCACUGCGGGAGUAGAUUACAUCCUCCGCGUCCUUGACACCAGCGGCAGUGUAGGCCUCGCGGAACAAGUCGAGACAAAUGACUGGGCGCGCCUCGGCGGAGGGGGUUACAACAGCGCCCUCAACGCCCUAAACUACCACGCCCUCUCCUCCCUCGCAAGCCUAGCCGCCACCACGGCGACGACCUCCAACGCCCGUGGAGAGCAGGCAACGACGUGGGCGGCCGCGGCAGCGAAGCUCAAGACGGCCUACAACGACGUGUUAUGGGACGCCACCGCCUCACAAUACCGCGACAACGAGACCGCAGCGGGAGCGCUCCUCUUCCCGCAAGACGGCAACGCGCUGGCCUUGCAAUAUAACCUCACCACAUCCCCCGCCCAAGCCUCAUCCCUCUCCGCGGCACUACUACGCAACUGGAACGCCAUCGGGCCCGUCACGCCCGAGCUACCGGACACAAUCUCCCCCUUCAUCUCCUCCAUCGAAGUCCUCGCGCACUUUGCCGCGCGGAAACCCCGCCGCGGACUGCGGCUGAUGCGCCGCACGUGGAGCUACAUGCUCGACUCCCCGCUCAUGACGGGCACCACGCUCGUGGAGGGGAUGAGCGCCAACGGGUCGUUGUAUUAUCGCUCGCAACGGGGGUAUAGCUACGACGCGGCCUAUACAUCGCUCUCGCAUAGCUGGUCUACGGGGCCGACGCAGGCUCUUAGCUUCAAGGUUGUCGGGCUUGAGGUUGUUGGGUGGGGAUGGUGGCGGUUCCAGCCGCAGAUGGGGGAUCUGAAGAGGGCGGAGACGGGGUGGAAGGACGGGAAGGGGGGUGAGUAUGGGGCUGUUGUUGUGGUCGAGGGUGAUGGUGUUGAUAAUGGGCAGGGGAGAGAAGGGGUGCUGGAGGCGGAGAUCCUGACGCCUGAUGGGACUGAGGGAACCCUUGACAUUCCGUAUUGCGAGGUUUUAUUUGUUGAUGGGCAGAAGUGGGAUGGCGGGCGUCUCCAAGGAGGGCGGACGAAAGUCAGGGGCGAGGUAUGUCGAGUCAGUUGUUGA